UGAGCAUAAUAUGGUUGGAUUAUUUUUCACCAAGACCCCCCCCCCCCACCCCCACCCCCCCAGUAGCACAGCCGUAUGUUUGCGGACGUACAAUGCUAGAAAACGAGUUUCGAUACCUGUGUGAACCACACACACACUCAAAAAAUGUAUCUUGUCUUCUGCUAAACAUGGCAGCUCCUUAAGGAACGUGGUUAUAAAAUUAGACAAAUACAGUUAUGUCAGAAAAUCCUCUUAAUAACCCUGAAGAGUUGAAUCCAUCAACAUUAGGAACGAAGGAAUACUGGCAAGAUGCUUAUGAGCAAGAACUUCAAAAUUUCAAUGAUCAUGGAGAUGUUGGAGAAAUUUGGUUUGGAGAAGAUUGUGUGGACAGACUUGUAACCUGGCUAAGUACAAAUGAAAACAUUCAUCAAACAGAUCCUGUCUUGGAUCUAGGAAGUGGAAAUGGAGUUCUUUUAAUAGAACUGGCCAAAAGAGGUUUCAAAAAUGUCUGUGGAGUAGAUUUUAUUCAAUCGGCUGUUGAGCUGGCUCAAUCACUUAGUAUGCAGGAAGGAGUGCAGGUGAAGUUUGAGGUUGAAGAUAUUCUAAAGGCAGAAGAAUGUCUAUCUACAGAAUCUUUACUCAAACACAAGUACAAAGUUGUUCUGGACAAAGGAACAUAUGAUGCAAUUAGUCUUAGCCCAGAAAAUCCAGCCAGGAAAAGGCAGUGUUACAUUGAUACAGUUGACAGGAUUUUAGAUGAAAAUGGUUUCUUUGCUUUGACUUCUUGUAAUUGGACCAGGGAAGACUUGAUAAAACAUUUCAAUAAAGAAUUCAUCUUGUGCUCUCAGAUUCCAGCACCUAUCUUUCAUUUUGGAGGAAAAACUGGAAAUACUGUGACAAGUCUGGUAUUUAAGAAAAAGAAAUUAUAACUAUUUGGUUUGAUAAAGGUUUUAGGGCUUUUAUAGAAUACUUUGGGCAAUUUUUUACACCAAGUAUGAAGUGUAUUAUCUUCUUUUCUUUACAUCAUCUUUAAUCUCUUUUUUCCUUAAACACAGAAUGUAGUUGAUGAAUAUCAUUAUCAUGUUUUUGACAGAAAUGAAUAAAAACCUACAUGUUUUUCUAACAUCAUGAAAUUAUCAUGUUUUUAGUUUUGUUUUGUCAUGUUUUCACAAAGAAAGCUGAUGUUUUGUAAGAUUAUUUGUAUUAAAUGUAUAUUUCACCA
Molecule: messenger RNA, 1201 nt
Organism: Limulus polyphemus (Atlantic horseshoe crab)
Lineage: Eukaryota; Metazoa; Arthropoda; Merostomata; Xiphosura; Limulidae
Product: EEF1A lysine methyltransferase 2-like
Exons: 8
Coding region: 216-908 (230 amino acids)
Biological process (GO): peptidyl-lysine dimethylation; peptidyl-lysine monomethylation
Cellular component (GO): cytoplasm
Molecular function (GO): protein-lysine N-methyltransferase activity
Source: RefSeq, a predicted model, not a curated record